UUUGGGUUUUUCCACCUUUUCUAAUUCUCUAGAGUACUCAGUUGGAAAUAGUUCAACACUUCUUUCUCUUGGGAGUACCAUUGGUUGGGUGAUAAUCCCUUUUGUACUUUGUUUCCUUGCUUGUAUCACUUUUCCUUCUUGAAGUUGUGUCCUAUGGCUUGCUCUCUUGAUGUUGGUUUUGGUCGUCCUUUUUUAGAUAGGGAAUCAUUUGUCAUGUCUUCUCUUCUUUCUUUAUUAGGAGACAUCCAUCUUCAUUCAAGGAGAAGAAAUAUUAGUUUUUGGUCCCCUAAUCCCUCUAAGGGUCUCUCUUGUUCAUUUUCCCUCAUUUUGGGUAGCCCUCACACUUCUAGGAACUUGAGGAAGGUUAAAAUUUCCAAGAUGGUCAAUUUUUUUGCUUGGCAAGCCUUACAUGGGAGAGUCAACACAAUGAGUUGUAUUCAAAGUCACUCUUCCUUCUUGUUGGGGCUACAGUGGUGCUUUCUUUGUAGCAAGUUGUCUGAAAAUCUGGAUCACAUCUCAGUGAGAUGCCAGUUUGCGCUUUCGACAUGGAAUUGUUUUUUGGAAGCCUUUGGUGUUUGCCUAGCUCGUUAUAGAGAUCAUCCACUCAUGUUGGGCAAGAAAAGUCAGCUUACUGUAUCAAUAACUGGAGCUACAGGCUUUAUUGGCCGAAGGCUUGUGCAAAGGCUACAUGCAGAUAAACAUAAAAUUCGAGUUUUGACACGUUCUAAAUCUAAGGCCGAGUUGAUUUUUCCGGCUGGGAAGUUUCCAGGAAUCGUGAUCGCAGAGGAGCCAGGGUGGAAAGACUGCAUCCAAGGUUCAGAUGGCGUUGUUAACUUGGCUGGGAUGCCUAUAAGUACCAGGUGGUCUAGUGAGAUCAAGAAAGAGAUCAAGCAAAGCAGGAUCAGAGUCACCUCAAAGGUUGUAAGCUUAAUUAAUGACGCACCAGAUGCAGCUCGGCCAACAGUUUUGGUUAGUGCAACAGCUGUUGGUUACUAUGGCACUAGUGAAACAGCAACAUUUGAUGAACGAAGUCCAUCCGGAAAUGACUACUUGGCCGAGGUUUGUAGGGAAUGGGAAGCAACAGCCCUGGGAGUAAACAAGAACGUCAGAGUUGCUCUUAUCCGUAUAGGUGUUGUUCUUGGUAAAGAAGGUGGUGCUUUAGCCAAAAUGAUCCCUCUCUUCAUGAUGUUUGCUGGAGGCCCUUUGGGAUCUGGAAAACAAUGGUUUUCAUGGAUUCAUUUGGAUGACAUUGUGAACUUAAUAUAUGAAGCUCUGAUCAAUCCAUCUUAUCAGGGCGUUAUAAAUGGAACGGCGCCGAACCCCGUUCCAUUGGCUGAAUUAUGUGAACGAUUGGGAGCUGCGAUGGGCAGACCUUCAUGGCUUCCCGUACCUGAAUUUGCUCUCAAAGCCGUCCUUGGAGAAGGAGCUUCUGUGGUUUUGGAAGGGCAACGGGUGCUUCCUACCAGAGCCAAGGAAUUGGGUUUUUCAUAUAAGUACCCGUCUGUGAAGGACGCACUCAAGGCCAUUCUUUCUUAAGUGCAAGUAUGAAGAAUAGCGGUGGGCCAGCAUUUUUUUAAAAAAAUUUUCUUCGGUGAGAUUUAAUGUAAUUUUAUUUUGGUUCCCUUCUCAAAUGAAAUGGAAUGCAAGAUUAAAUUGUAGUGAAGGAGAUGACAUAUUUGGUCAUAAAUUUAUGGACAUAACCCAGGCAUGAUUUCAACUACAUUGUGAGGUCUAAGAUGUGUAGACAAUGAAAGUGCUCUAUAUAUCCAG
Messenger RNA from Benincasa hispida (wax gourd), 1770 nucleotides. The record is from RefSeq and is a predicted model, not a curated record. Lineage: Eukaryota; Viridiplantae; Streptophyta; Magnoliopsida; Cucurbitales; Cucurbitaceae.